AUGAUUGCUUCAUUUUACAAUGAUGGACUAGAUUUAGUAGUAUUGAUGCUGUGUUAGUACACUCUGCCUGUUGAAAAGGAGAGACCCAUCAUUCAAGGCAAUUCCAAAUAGGGCAAACCUAUGUAAUAGGGGAGUGUUGAGGAAGCAAUAUUUGAGCCUUAUUUGUUUCUGUAAUUUUUGUUAAAACAUAUUUUAAAUGUGAAAGUCCUUUAAUUUAAUACAUAUUUCAGAUUAAUGUUACUUGAAAGUGACCAAUAAUAAGAAAGUUCAAACAACAAUAAUCACUAACUAUAUAAAUCUGCAUAUUCAAUAAGGAAUCGACGAAAAAUUUAUGAUGACAAUGAUUUUAGAGAGGUUGUCAAAAACUUUUAUAAUCUGAUCUCUGAAUUGAAUAAAAUUAGGAAAAUCACCAAACCUCACAUGAGAAAAUAACCAAAAUAGACUAAAUAGAGAAAUGCAAUUGCAAAUAAGUAGCCAACAAAGGAACUUCCAACUACAAAAAGAGAUAUCAAUAUUAGACCUGGAUUAUUACAAGCUCAACAAUACUUUAACUCUUGUUUCAGUCAAUAAAUUGUUAGUCAAUUAAUACCCAAUUUCAAUCAACCAAAACAUGCUCCUGUUAUAUAUGAGAAAAACAAGCAACAUCUCCACUUCCAACGCAAUCAGAUUCACAUUCAAAUUGCUUAUAACAUCUACAUCAAGAAGUUCGGUUCCUCCCUUGUCGAAAAUUAGGAUCCCACCUCAGUUGCCAAAAAAGUCAUGAAUACCAACUUUAAUCCUAAAUCCCAAUUCCAGGAGGAGGACAAACAAAGUGAUGCCUCCGAUUAGCAAAACAAACCUAUUGAAGAUGGUAAAUAGAAACCCUUGAAGGACUUAGUUCGAGAAUUUUAGAGUGAUUAAUGAUUUCAAAAAAAUUAUAGGAAGUAAGUAUAUAAAAUAAAAUCCAUC
This is a messenger RNA of Paramecium tetraurelia, 948 nucleotides long. RefSeq lists its product as uncharacterized. Lineage: Eukaryota; Ciliophora; Oligohymenophorea; Peniculida; Parameciidae. The record is from RefSeq and is a predicted model, not a curated record. The transcript has 5 exons.